AUGAUUGGAAAAGUUGCUGUUUCCGCGAUUUCCUUGAUUCUUGUAGUCGGUGUCAUCAUCGGAGUUGUGGCUUCUGUCCACCGGAAUUCACAAAAAACUGUCAACACACCACAGAUGAAAGCUGCUACCCAAAUAUGCCAACCUACUAAUUACAAGGAUACAUGCACCAAGGUUCUUGGUUCUGCCAAUACCACUGAUCCUAAAGAGCUAAUCAAGGCAGGCAUUUUAGCCAUCUCAGAUUCCUUGAGCAGAUCCAUGAAUUUGAGCGAGGGUCUUGUCAGAGAAGCUACACAUUCGCCCCGGACGAAACUUGCCCUGCACGAUUGCAAGACAUUGCUGAAAAAUGCCUCUGAUGGGCUUGACGACAUUCUUGUAAAGAUGGCUGACAGCGACUUGAGAAACAUAGCUGAACAUUCUGAUGAUUUUCGGAUAUGGUUGAGUUCUAUGAUCUCCUAUCAGGAGUUAUGCAUUGAUGGAUUUCAGCAGCACGGCGACGUUAAAUCUAAAGUGCAAGACAGUACGAAUUAUGGCAGUGAAUUAAUAGAUAAUGUCUUGACAAUUCUUGGUGCGAUUUCAAACAUCUUGCAAGACUUCGGUCUCCAGUUUAACAUUCCCCAUGCUCGUCGUCUCCUUGGAGCUGAUGGGUACCCAACCUGGCUAUCAGCUGCUGAUCGGAAACUUAUGGCUGCUGCUGGUCCUACACCAAAUGCAGUGGUGGCUCAAGAUGGCAGUGGACAAUUCAAGUCCAUUACUGAUGCUAUAAACUCAUAUCCUGCCGGCAGCACUACCAGAUUUGUUAUUUAUGUAAAGGCCGGAGUCUAUACCGAGCAAGUACUGGUGCCAAAGACUCAUGCUAACAUUCUCAUGUAUGGUGAUGGACAAGAUAAGACCGUUGUCACCGGAAAAAAGAGCUUCGCCGGCGGUGUAAACACCUUUAACACUGCUCCCUUUGUGGUUGAAGGACCAGGGUUCAUCUGCAAGGACAUGGGAUUCGCGAACACCGCAGGUCCUAGUGGUCACCAAGCUUGUGCCAUUCGAGUUAACUCAGAUAUGUCAGUGUUCCACAACUGCAGGUUUGAUGGGUAUCAGGACACAUUGUUGUACCAAGCCGGACGACAAUACUACGGCAACUGUGUCAUCACCGGCACCGUUGAUUUCCUUUUUGGUUACGGUGCAGCUGUGAUCCAGAACUCCGAGAUCAUUGUUAGAAAGCCUGGUGAGGGCCAGAAGAACAUAGUGAGUGCAGAUGGCAGGAAAGAAAAGGGACAAAACACUGGUCUUGUUAUCCAUAAUUGCAAGAUUAUCCCUGAGGAAGCACUCAUCCCUGAGAAGCUCACUGUGAAAACAUACUUGGGCAGGCCUUGGAAACAAUUCUCAACCACUGUAAUAAUGGGGACAGACAUAGGAGAUUUGAUUCAGCCUGAGGGAUGGAUGCCAUGGGAUGGAACCCUAUUCCUUGACACCCUUUACUAUGCUGAGUAUGCCAAUACUGGAGCUGGUGCCAAUACUGCUAAUAGGGUUAAGUGGAAGACACUUCAUUUCCUUACCCCUGAAGAAGCUCAACAAUUUACCGUCGGAACAUUCCUUCCCGGUUCCGGUGAUUGGAUCAAAACCGCUGGAGUUCCUUUCUUGCCAGGAUUGAAAUGA
Molecule: messenger RNA, 1647 nt
Organism: Manihot esculenta (cassava)
Lineage: Eukaryota; Viridiplantae; Streptophyta; Magnoliopsida; Malpighiales; Euphorbiaceae
Product: pectinesterase
Exons: 2
Coding region: 1-1647 (548 amino acids)
Biological process (GO): cell wall modification
Molecular function (GO): pectinesterase activity; pectinesterase inhibitor activity
Source: RefSeq, a predicted model, not a curated record